Aptenodytes forsteri (emperor penguin) is the source of this 3786-nucleotide messenger RNA. RefSeq names its product ring finger protein 25 (gene RNF25). NCBI's taxonomy places the organism in Eukaryota, Metazoa, Chordata, Aves, Sphenisciformes, Spheniscidae. The transcript has 7 exons. The record is from RefSeq and is a predicted model, not a curated record. Bases 285 to 1301 code for a protein of 338 amino acids. Gene Ontology annotation, molecular function: ubiquitin protein ligase activity. Gene Ontology annotation, biological process: protein ubiquitination. Gene Ontology annotation, cellular component: nucleus.
AUCCCAACAAAGCUCCGGAAAUCUCGAUCAGGAACCCACGGGGGCUGUCAGAUGAGCAAAUUCAAAAGAUAUCCCAGACCCUCAGAAGUGUUGCUGAAGCCAGGCUGGGGACAGAGGUGCUCUACGAACUGAUUGAGAAGGGGAAGGAGAUUCUCACUGACAACAACAUUCCUCAUGGCCAGUGUGUGAUCUGCCUCUACGGAUUCCAGGAGAGAGAAGCCUUCACAAAGACCAAGUGCUACCACUACUUCCACUCCCACUGCCUGGCCCGCUACGCCCAGCACAUGGAGGAGGAGAUCCUCAUGCAACAGGAGGAGAGAGAGCAGCACCUGGCGCCAUCCCCCAAACAGGAAGUCGGUGUGCAGUGCCCCGUUUGCCGGGAGACCCUGGUCUACGAUCUCUGUGCUUUGAAGGCAGCGCCGCCCCCGCAGCACCCGCUGGAGCCGUACAGGCCAGAUGCCAAGACGCUGCAGCACCAAGAAGAACUGCGCUUAAUUUUCAAGAGACAGCAAGAGAAAGGGGGCAUCAUUGACCCUGAAGCAGAGAGGAACCGUUACUUCAUCAGCCUCCAGGCGCCUCCAGCUGCUGUUGAUCCAAGCCAAGCAGCCGCUGCCUCUGAGCCACCGGUGAGUGCAAGCGCUGUGGACAUGCCCCAGCCGCCCAGCCAAGCCUCGGCUCCAGAGCCAGCCGGGGCGCCGGAGGCCAGGGCAGAACCCGGGCGGCCCGAGAGGCCUGCUGUGCCCAGGGAGCAACAGAGCAAGAGGGAGAGGUACAGAGGGGAGAGGCCAGGCCCCAGAGACCAGGGCAGGCAGUCGUGCAGCAGCUUGCAGGAACCGGCAGAGGAAGCCUGUCAUCUGCUCCACGGCUCCAGGGGGCCCAGGGGCUUUAGCCGGAGACCAGAGCGGAGACCUGGUAGGAGGCACAGCCAGGAGUUUCCAAAGCCUCACAGCAGAAGCAGGGCUGCUGCCUUGGCUGAAAGAAAGGAGUUGUGCCCUGAAGACCCCUCACCAGUAACAGAGGCAGUGGACUUGAAAGAGGAGCACCGUGAUGUGGAGAGAUGGACCCCGGAGGAGGAGGCUGAGGCCCACGGCAGGGAGAAGGAGAACCUGGCGUUCAACCGCAGCAACCACAGAGCAGCUCCCAGCUGGCAGGGCCACCACAGGCCCUGGGAUUGUGGGAGGUGGGAGAGAUCCAGGGUCCAGGAGCAUGGUUCCUACCCCAGAGCACCAAGAGGGCGAGGGGUGUUCAGGCCCGGUGGACGUCAAGAAGCCCAUCUCCUUGAGAAAGAGAGUGGCUCCUAGCAGGAGUGGUGAGGGGCUGGGCUGGGGGAGGGAAGGGCUGUUUCUGGGGAGAACAGUGAAGGCUCUGGUGGAGCAGUAGCAAGUAGACACCGUACCCCUUGGGAGGGAGGAGGCAGUUGGCAUGUGGCACAGCUUGGGACAGGCAGUGUCUCCAGGGCACGUGCAGAGCGAAGCAUCCUGGCGUGAGCGACUGGCUGUCACCAGCGUUGGAGAAGCUGACUCCUGAGAGAUCAUGUCAGCCUUGGUCUCGGAGGACCCAGGGGGCAGAGGAAGCCUUGACUGGGGACCUGCAGCCAUCAUCCCUGUACGUGAGCUGCCAAGAAAUGUGCAUACCUACAGAGCAAAUGGACUGAGCCCAGUGCAGUGCCACGGCAGAGCCAGAGUUGUGGCAGGACCUUCCCUGGAAGCCAGCGUACCAGCGGAGCUGUGGUGGUGCCAAGUGAUGAGGUUGUGCCAGGGCAGCAGCCUGGAGCUCAGCUUGCUGUGUCCCCCAGUCCUUCUCAGAGCGCCUUCUCAACUCCUGUCCCUGUCCCUGGGAGACAACAUCGCUUCUCCCGCAGCCCUGACCGCUGCUCAGCUGGUGGGCUCGGCCAGGUGAGUCCUUUGUAUGACAGGACACUUCCCAGUCCCAGCCAGGAGAGCUCAAUUAAGCUUAAGUCAACACAUUGGCAGGUCAGGGCUCUCUGGUGGCUGCGGCUUUGGGUUGGCUUCUGCUCCUCCAGGAAGGCUGAAUUUAGCUGGAGCUCCUGCCCUGUCCUUCAACUGCUUUUGUGCAGGCAGUCUCCACCUGUGAAGAGCACUCUGCUCUGCGACCUGCAUCUGUUGGGAUCCCCCUCUAAGGCUAGGCUAUCUCUUGGAGCUCCCAACAGCCCGGCGUGAAGACAUGCCCCAAUACUUUGGAUACUCUUACCCUCCUUUCAUCUUCGAGCUGAUCUUGCUUCAAAGAAAUGAGGAUUUGCUGUUUAACUUGGUGCGGUUCCUUCUGCUGCUGCUUCACAGAUGUAAACAGUGUCCCACUCCAGAGCCGUGACAGGCGAUCUCAAGCCUCUGAAAUGGGACACUGCUAUUAAAUUUAUUUGUUGGGCCUUCUCCAGAGCCUGCUCCCUUUGUUUUCUCUGCCCUCUCACUCCUGUUCUUUGCUGUUUGGAGCGAAGGUGUUGAUCCCUGGUAUUGCUCAUUCCCCUCCCUGCUCUCUACACCGGGGGCUGGGGCCAGGGCCAGGGCAGAGACCUUCCCCUGGCACUCCGGCGUGGCAGGAGGGCUCCCCGGUCCCUGCUUUGCCUGCCUCCAUGUAAGCUGUCUGGCUGACCCAGACAGUACUGAUUCCUUCACACUUGUUCGUGCCUUGUGCCCCUCACCUCUCUUUUGGCCACACGUGCGUCGUUUCUCCUCCUGCUGAGUGCAAAAAUGGCUGUGCUGCAAUGGACUUGCCAGAGCUUCGGGUGAGAUCCCUAGGAAACCAAGGGCUGCGUGCUGGCCAGGAGGGCGUUGGUGCUGCAUCUGCCCGAUUGAUCCUUUGGCACAUGAAGGGUGCACAGAAGCUGUCUCGAAUGGGCCCUCCUCACCUGCUGCCCUGCUCUCUCCACACCUGGCCUUGUCCUGAAGGGGUUGGUUUAACCCACUGCCCAAGAACCUUCCAUGCUUAAAUUUCCAACACUGGCCUAUUUUCAACCCUAAUGCUCUAAAAGCAUUUGUUUUUUUUCCCCUCCUUGGUCUGAGCCUACACUACCUGUCCUGGGCUUGGGGAUCUGAGCACCAGACAUUGUGCCCUGCUGGGGACAAGGGCUGAGCACUUGCUCCCUGAAGAGAGCCCUAAUUUUUCUUCAGUGCUUGCUUUGUCCUUGUUCCAGCCGGUUUCUGGGUGAACGGCCUGUCCACACUUCAGUGAAAAGGUGUAAACUUUAUCUGAUUUAUUGGUGCUUAUUCUGCUGCCUCCUGCCUUCACUUGUGAAACUGCUGUGCUCCAAGAAACGCAUCUGGUAUGUCCUGAAAGAAACAAAGAUCUCUGCCCCUCGCAGUAGCUGAAGCUCCUUGGCUUCCUCCAGUGAGCCAGGCUUACUCUCAGCAGGAAGACUGCUGUGCCCGAUGUUUGGAGCACUGGAGUUCAGCCAUGGAAUCGGAGUGAGCGAGGACUUGAGUAACUUCAAUCAAAUGUCACACAUGUUAGAGGGGAGGGUUUUUUCCUGGGAGUAGGGAUUUAGGAAGGGCCCUCACCUUUCUGACUCACUGCUGUCAGCCUGGAGCAGAGGAUUUUGCAACAGCACGUGGAAGUGAAUUUGGGCUAAGCAAAACAAACCUCCGGGUCAGAAGGGAGGAACAGAGCCUGCACCCUGCGCCUUGGGGCUCCUCAUUUGGUGUCUGCCUGUAUCACCCACCUACCUCACAGGGCUGUUGUGAGGCUUAACUGGCAAAAGCACUCGGGCUGGGCAGAAGGGUACUGGCAGCAUCUGUAGCAUUAACACUAUUAAAAGCAGAGUGACAGAUG